AUGACAGACCAAAGAACUUUGCAGAAUGGUAGUGCAGCGACACGAUUAGGUGAAGGAAAUGAAGGAAAUUUACAUUCUCAACUCAUGAGUGGAGCUUUAUCUCCUCUCCCAUAUCUCCCCUUACCUCCUGCUAACAAAGCUCAGGAUUUGGCCUCAAACUUAUUUCGCAAAUACGGGGAAAACUUAUAUACAUGGAAUGCACACGAAAUUUACCAGAGACGGUACAUCGAAUACUUGGAGUCUCAAGGAAUACAAACAGAUGGAAUAGCUGAAGCUGAUUUAUCUACAAUCAUACAAAGUUCUUGGUCGAAAGAAUCAACUAAGGUAAAAGACUUUUAUCUGACGGUCGAAAGACUUUGCUCUCCGACGUCAUUUGAAUCCGUCAUGUCGCCAAACUCGGAUGAAUUACCUCCUCCAACAUACUUUCAAGAAGAAACCGGUUCAGAUUUUUGUUUAUUCUAUACAAAUAAUCAUCAAACCACAAUUGGACCACCAACUCCAAUGUCUGUUACCGCUAGCCCUUUUGAUUCUUUUAAUUAUAGAUCAGAACAUGACGGUGGUGAAAAGCUUUUCUUCCCAUCGCUACUUACUGCCGCGCAAAAAGUUUUACUCACUCCUGAUGUUUUAUACGGUAUUUCUUCUUAUUUUGACCGCCAAGAUGACCUCUUGAAAUGUGUUUUUGUACAUCCUGUGUGGGCGAUAGUUUUCAUAAAGCAACUAUGGAAAGCUCCAAUAUGGAAAACAAAAGAGUCUGUUAGUCUCUUUUUACGUACUCUUCGAAAAGUAAAAUCUUGCUUUUUAUAUGGUCAUAUGGUACAUAGGGUCGUAUUUAAAAUAUAUAGACCUUAUGAUACCUCUUCAGCUUUUACCGCUAAUGAUCUUAGAGUUAUCUCUCGAAAGUGUCCUAAUUUGAGGCAUCUUACCUUUGCUACCACGGCUCCACCUUUCUCCCAUUCAAAUGUUGAACUUCUUUUAAAUUCUUCUCCUAAUCUAAUCACUUUUACUGUCCUUGAUUGUGAUAAUCAAUGGUUAGAAGGUGCUCUUACGCCGUUACGCCAAGGUCGAUGUCCUAAAUUACACCAUUUAGAGAUAAAUGAUUGUAAUAGAUCUUGGUCUUUUAAUGUUCUUAGAGAUAUUGGUGAAAAUUGUCCAAAUAUUAUUUCUUUGAAAUUAUAUCAAAGAGUAAAUAAUUUAAAUUUAGCAAAGAUGAUUGUCAACUCUUUUCCAAAUCUUCAAACUUUUGAAUGUAAAUAUAUUAACGAAGCUGGAUUACAAGGUCUUAUCAAUGGUUUACAUAAUCUUAAAUCUUUAAGUGCUCAAUUCGAAAAUGAUAUUAAAGUAUCGGAAUCUUUGGCUCCUAAAUUUGCUAAAUUAGAAGCUCUUAGAAUAAGAGCUAUUCAUGUUCAAGAUCAUAAUCCUCUUUUCUCUGUUGCUUUUUCUCAACAUCAACCUUGUCUUAGACAAUUAUAUUUAGCUACUUUACACAUUACUGAUAAAACUAUCAAGAUGAUCGCUAUGAAUUGUCUUCAUUUAGAAUCAAUUGAAUUAUUUAUGUGUUUUUAUCUAACUGAUAUAGCUAUUUCAACUAUUGCUCAAUAUCGUGGAAAAAGACUUAAACAUUUAAUGUUAGCUUAUAAUGCUUAUAUUACUGAUGCUGGAAUAAAUCAAAUAGCUACUCAUUGUACUGAAUUAAGAUCCGUUGUCAUCAUAUCAUGUGCAAGAUUAACUAAUGUUGCAUUCAAUAAUAUAGCUAGAGAAUGUAAAGGUCUUGUUGAAGUUACUGUAAGACAUGAUUCUUGUCAAAUGUUGGCUUCUAUUGUUCAUACUUUGGCUACUAGGAAUAAAGGAACUUUAAAAGUUUUGAAAGCUUAUGAUGUUAGCACUAAAGAAAUGGAUAAAAGAUUAAAAUAUAAAGCUGAUGUGAAUGUUUUAGAAAGACUUGCUAUACGAUGUCCACAAAUAAGAACUUUGGUACUCAAAUGCUGUAUUCAAGAAAAAGAUCCAAGUCAACUUGUUAAGGCAAUUCACAAAUUUAAAAAUCUUGAGGAAUUACAAAUUUCAACAUCUGUGAAAUUCUCGUCUUCACACAUAAAACAACUAGAAAAACAUAGAAGAUUAAAGUAUGUUACUAUUAUUUACGGACCUCUCUUAAAUGCUCGAUCUCGUAUUCAAGAAUCUAGACUUGAAUCAACAGUUGGAAUGAACAUUACUUUACUUACUCCGGUAACUGAUAAUUAA
Messenger RNA from Dentiscutata erythropus, 2238 nucleotides. The record is from the annotation of a GenBank genome assembly. NCBI's taxonomy places the organism in Eukaryota, Fungi, Glomeromycota, Glomeromycetes, Diversisporales, Gigasporaceae.